UUCUGCAGUCGGAAGUCCUUGAAGAGGAAAAUGAAGGGACUUGCGAUUGCCCUCGUUGCCUUCUUGGGGUUGAUGGUUGCAGGCUUUGCCUCCACUGACUGUGGCCUGCAGUAUGACUAUUACCACAAGUCAUGCCCGCAGGCUGAGCAAAUCAUUGCCACAACGAUGGAUAAACUCAUCAAGCAAAACUUUGAUAUAGUCCCCAAUUUGGUCAGGAUGCACUUUCAUGAUUGCUUUGUGAGGGGAUGUGAUGCUUCCAUUCUCCUCAACUCAACCAAACACAAUGUGGCCGAGAAAGACUCCCCCAUAAACAACCCAAGUCUUGGAGGCUUUGAUGUGAUAGAUAAGCUCAAGGAAGCCUUAGAGGUUGAGUGCCCAAGAACUGUCUCUUGUGCAGAUAUCAUUACUUUUGCAACAAGGGAAGCUAUCCACAAGGCUGGUUCAGACUUUCCAAGGUAUGAGGUCCGAGGAGGAAGAAAGGAUGGCAGAGUCUCGCUGGCCAGUGAAACCAUCACUUUUAUCCCGCCACCUACCUUGGAUGUCAGCGGCAUCGCCCGCUUCUUUGGAGUCAAAGGACUCACCCUUGACGACGCUGUUACUUUGCUCGGUGCGCAUUCUAUUGGAGACUCACACUGUUCUGCCAUUGGUGGGAGGGAGAGGAACUUCAAGAACACCGGCAAGCCUGAUCCCACUUUAGACCCCAAAUAUGCAGCAAAGCUACGGAAGCAAUGCCCUGCAAGUCAGGGGACAGAUCCCACCGUCUCUUUGGACCCCAUCACGCCAGAUGUCUUGGACAACAAGUAUUACGUUGGUGUUCUGAAGCAUUUGGGUCUCUUCACAUCUGACGCAACACUUCUCACAGAUGAGGCCACCAGUGCAGAAGUCCAUCUCUAUGCUUACAAUCCCGCCAUCUGGAGAAAGAAAUUUGUUGCCGCAAUUAUCAAAAUGGGAGAGAUUCAGGUGAAAACAGGGGAUGAUGGAGAAGUAAGAAAGAACUGUGCCUUGGUCAAUUGACGGGAGGUGUACUCUGAAGCUGUCUUUUGCAACUAGGAAUGAGUUGCAGAGGAAUUACGUUAGGUUUUCUUUUUAUGCUUUCUCAUAGCAGGAGGAGCAAAGGUGGCUCCCGAUUCUGCAUCAAAGAAAGGUGUUCACAUGGUUUCAUGCUUUUGUACUAUACCUCUGUGCUUGUUGGCUGCAGUGGUUUCAUCUCGCUGUCAUUCAUUCGUUCCCUUGUAAUAGUCUUACU
Nymphaea colorata (pocket water lily) is the source of this 1246-nucleotide messenger RNA. RefSeq names its product peroxidase 5-like. Gene Ontology annotation, biological process: response to oxidative stress; hydrogen peroxide catabolic process. Gene Ontology annotation, molecular function: heme binding; peroxidase activity. NCBI's taxonomy places the organism in Eukaryota, Viridiplantae, Streptophyta, Magnoliopsida, Nymphaeales, Nymphaeaceae. The coding region runs from base 31 to 1014 and encodes 327 amino acids. The record is from RefSeq and is a predicted model, not a curated record. The transcript is spliced from 4 exons.